AUGGAUGGCAUAGUCGGUGAAGUACCAGGAGCAAUUCCCUCCGUAGCCACUGGGUGGAGCAAGUUUUUUUCUCAAGGCUCCCUACAGAGCGCCUUCUCUGUUCUCUAUGGUUCCGCAUCACUAACCUCUGCUCUGCGCCUUCCGGUUUCCUCUUUCUCAGCCGCCAUUGUGGUGACAGGGACUGCCCGCCUCAGGAUGUCGUCCCACAAGACCUUCAGAAUUAAGAGGUUUCUCGCCAAGAAGCAGAAACAGAACAGACCAAUCCCACAGUGGAUCAGAAUGAAAACUGGCAAUAAGAUCAGGUACAACUCCAAGAGAAGACACUGGAGAAGGACCAAGCUUGGCUUGUAAGAAGCUGAGGACAUGGAAGCUUGACAUCCUGCGGGUUACUUGCCAAGACCUGAUCAACACCUUAUACAGUUAUUUUGUAGCAGUAUCUGCUGUUUCCACUGCAAAUAAACCCAAGAUCUGCACUUUG
Rana temporaria (common frog) is the source of this 478-nucleotide messenger RNA. RefSeq names its product ribosomal protein L39 (gene RPL39). Lineage: Eukaryota; Metazoa; Chordata; Amphibia; Anura; Ranidae. Gene Ontology annotation, biological process: translation. Gene Ontology annotation, molecular function: structural constituent of ribosome. Gene Ontology annotation, cellular component: cytosolic large ribosomal subunit; ribosome. Bases 1 to 351 code for a protein of 116 amino acids. The record is from RefSeq and is a predicted model, not a curated record. The transcript has 4 exons.